AUUUGCAUAAAAGAGAUACGUACGUCUUUAACUUCGAGCUGUUUGGAGAGCAGGAGAAUAUAGAAAAGAAGAGAAGAGAAGCCAAGUUUAGGGGUUUUUUUUCUAAUUCACCUUGGAGAGAAAACCACUUUAGUGCUUCAGACUUUUUAACGGGUUUCUAACAUCGCAAGAAAUAAUAUCACAAAAGAUAAAGCUCAAAGAUUAUACUGGACAUCUUGAAUUGUUCCUUGAAUCUUAUUUAGAGCUGCAGCUCUUCUAUUCUUCUAAUUUUUUCGCUGUAUCCACAGCUGUCCUCUUGAAAAGAAUUGCACAAUUUUUAAAUUGCAACAUGGAAAAUGCCAUAUUGUGGAUGUUUGCAGCAUCAUUGUUGUUUUCUCUUUGUACUUGUCGUGAUCACCAGCAAAAUCAAGGCGUCUUGAACCUCGAUAAAAACCUUAAUAUCAGUUGGACGAUACACCCAGGAAAAGAGACUAUCAGAUUCAAGGUCAAGACUGUUAUCGGCGAAACCGGCUGGUUUCUUAUUGGAUUUGAACCUCAAAAACGCAAUGCACCUAAAGCUGUCAAAGAAACCAGUGCAGAUGCUUUCGUCGUCUGGAGGCAAAUAGUAAACAGUGGAAACAAUAAAACAUAUACCUGGAAUGUUACAGAUUGCAAUACUUUUCAAAAAGGAACACUUCGAAAAGACAAGAUACAGAAUUAUCAUUUACCAAAGAACCUGAUCAAAACAAUGUACGACAGCAAGAACAAAAUGCUCACAGCAAUUGUAUGGCGGAAAUUGGAUACCAAAAACAAAGAAGAUGUCAUAAUAAAGAAGGGAUCCAUGUUUAUUUUUGGUUCCUUUGGUAAUGACGCUCACCCAAACAAGAAAUGGAAACAUAUAUUACAUGCAAUUAAAAAUGGGAUGGAUGAUGUAUUUCUGAAAGCUACCAAUGUUAGUUUCUUCGAGGUGAAUUCUUCAAACAGAAACAAGGGAGGAAGGAACUUUGUGAAAUAUGCAGGAAAAUUGGCAGAGCAGCAUUGGAUUGGACUGGUAGUUGGCAUGUCUGCUUUUCUAACUAUUAUUAUAACCUGUACUGUGUAUUGCCUUGCAAAGAAAGCUGGUGGAAUCAAAAAGCAUGUUUCCAUGUCAUUCAACAAGGAGAGUGAAUAUGACGAUGAAGCAAAGGUCGCGUUCUUACAGUCAGAGGAAACAUAAACCAUGGAUUAACUAACAUGUUUUGAAUUACCAGGCAAGUUGGAUUUGUUGGAUCAUGUAGUUGACAAGUGAAGUGUUUUGUGAAGCCAAGAACGUCUGAGGAAUAUCUUUAGUUUAUGCCUGACAGAUAUACUUUAUGCAGAGACAUUCUCUGCUUUUGCCAAAAACAAUCAAUACAAAAUAGAUGUACUCAUAAACCUGAAGUCCCUAAGUGAUUGAACAUGAGCUGCAUUUGCCACUGUUAGAUGUCUUAUAUUUUACAGGGUUCGUGCUAUAUUUUCGUUACAAAAUUCAAGGACUUUUUAAGCACUUCUCGAGCACAAAAAUUCGAUUUUCAAGGACAAAGUUUUUUGUAUUAGAAAAUAGUUUAAACAUUGAUUCAAUGUUACAGAUAAAUAGAUCUUUAAUUUACGCAUUCUUACCAGAAGUACCCAGAUAUUCAGCUAGGCUAUUUACAAAAUAUACGAAAAUUCUUCAAUCAAUUUUAAUUGUUAUUUCAAAAGGAAAGUUAGAAAUAGCAUUAAGUUUGCAUUAAAUUCAAGGAGUAUUCCAGGAGUCUUGGCGUUUUUCCCUAAUUUUUCAAGCAAGGACUUUUCAAGGAUUUCAAGGAGUAGCACGAACCCUGAUUUUAGUUUAUAGGAGAAAAAUGAGAAAAAGAUUAAACAAGAAAUGUUCUUUUUUUUUCGCAUUAAAAAAAUGUGCUUUUUAAAACAUGGCUAAUAGGGGCUACAUUAUCAUUGUGUGGCAGCCAUGACAGGAAGCAGAAACAAUUGAUUCUGGUCAAAUCUGAUUUACAUAAGAAAUAAUUCAGUUUCUCAGGGGAACAGGACUGUUGAACAUUGUGCCUCGUGUCAUGGCUGCCAUCACAAGAUGGUGCAAAGCCUCAGCAUAGUCUGAGUUUAUUUACAUGCAUCUGCUUUUGAAAUGUUUUAUUACGAAUACCAAAUAUUGCAUGCUGAGUAGUGGCUUGCUGUAAUGAAAAAUCUUCAAAAUAGUGAGAUUACUAACGAGCCAAAACCAUCACACAGUAAAUUUAGUGUAUUGUAAAUAUAUAUCAUUACCAGGUUGUGUAAUAUCAUAGCACACCUCUCUCAAAGAUAUUAAAAACAGUUGUACCAAACAAAA
Actinia tenebrosa (Australian red waratah sea anemone) is the source of this 2320-nucleotide messenger RNA. RefSeq lists its product as uncharacterized. The record is from RefSeq and is a predicted model, not a curated record. Lineage: Eukaryota; Metazoa; Cnidaria; Anthozoa; Actiniaria; Actiniidae.